Messenger RNA from Parathielavia appendiculata, 2379 nucleotides. RefSeq lists its product as uncharacterized. The record is from RefSeq and is a predicted model, not a curated record. The transcript has 8 exons. The coding region runs from base 245 to 2167 and encodes 640 amino acids. Lineage: Eukaryota; Fungi; Ascomycota; Sordariomycetes; Sordariales; Chaetomiaceae. Gene Ontology annotation, molecular function: DNA-binding transcription factor activity, RNA polymerase II-specific; zinc ion binding. Gene Ontology annotation, biological process: regulation of transcription by RNA polymerase II.
GCUCUGCUCGCAACUGCCGAACCGCCUCGCUGCGCUCUGAAUCCAACUUGCACGCUGUGCCUUGAGUGUCUGCUGCCCUGCGUGCUGCACUCCAUACUCCAAAUAGUGUCGCCUCCUUGACACUACCCUUCGCGCGCCUCUCCUCACCGCAAACGGUUACGCUCGCUAUCCCGCUGCCUUCCGGGGCACAUCGUGUGUUUACUUCAUUUUCUUUCGUUAAACUUAUUUUUACCUAUUCGUAAUAAUGGCUGGUCCCGGUGGUGGCCCUCCUCGUCGCAGCCACACCAAAUCCCGGAAAGGGUGUGACACCUGCAAGCGUCGCCAUAUCAGGUGUGAUGAAAACUUCCCUCAAUGCCGCAACUGCACCAAGCACAAGAUCCGCUGCCCGUACAAUGAUGUUUCCGUUCCAGAGGAUAGGGCUGGCUCGCCUGACAAGCCGGAUCUGAUGUGGACGCCGGAGACCGAAGCUACCAUCGACCAGUGGCGCCGCACCGGAGUGUUUCCCUUCCCGAGUCUGGGCAUCUACCCCGCCCCUGCCCCUGAGCUCCUGACGCUCGAGGAUCUGAGGUUGAUCCAUCAUGUUGCAUCCAUCAGCCACCAGAUGCAGGAACUCGACGCCAGCGACUUCACCCUUUGGACCCGGCAGAUUCCUACCAUCAUCAGGAUCGGCGCGACCCACCGCUAUGUCUUGCAUGCUCUGCUGGCGUUCUCUGCCAUGCACCUUGCAUAUCUGACUGGCUGCCCAGCCGUUGGGAAUAUGGCUUACGAGCAUCGCGGCGUCGCCUUGAAGGGCCUUCAAGAGGCCAUCAGUACGUUCUCCCGCGAGACUUCCGACGCCAUCCUUGCCGCUUCUCUUGUCCUCUCGUGGCAAGCCACGGAUUGGCGGAGCUGGACCCAACUCAUGCAAGGAACCUCCUCUGUUAUCGAGGCCAUGGACCCCUGGAAGCACGAGUCCCAGUUUGGUGACUUCAUCGCCGAGAGCAGCACUUUCCCAACCGCUCCCCCAUCGCCCACUCCGGAUCACCAGCCCAGCCAGCCCCGCGAGGAUGACCUGGAAGCGUUCCAACGCGCCUUGCAGCAGCUGCAAAAACUCGAGACUUUCCUCAAGAAGAAUCGCGAAGAUACUAAGGCGGUUGCCCAACUCAUCACCUUCAUGAAAGGCUCCCGCAAGGUCACGUCGUCCCUCUCCGUGGCCCAGCAGUUCGACCGGCUUAAGCCUCUGCGGACCUGGCUCUUUUGGCUGCCCGUCAUGUACCUGCAGCGGAAUGGUGCAUCGCCAAGCGCCUUGGUAGUGAUUGCUCAGUACUACACGGCCGCCCUGCUGAUGGAACGUCUCUUCCCCGAGAUCGGCGCUGCCUAUUUUGGAAGCAUGACCAUCGGCCCGGUUGAGCAGAUCGCUCGCCGUCUUUAUGCCAUCCGCAAUUCCGGUCAUGCCGACGGCGAUGUCCAGACGCCCCUCAACCUGAUGGAGUUCCCCAUUGAGACGGUCAAUGAGUUCCGCUCGCGGAUGGGAUGGGUCCAGCCUGUGCGCACGCCGUCAUUCCCUCAGUUCGAUCAGCCCAGCUUCUACAUGAACGAAGGUUCCCCCCUGAUGAUGUCAGCCAACUUGUCUUCCGAGUACCUGCCAUACGGUGACAACGUGGCGUUCAGCUACAGCACCGAGGAUCUCUCUGUCAUUCCGGAGACCGGCCCGAGUAGCGCCAUUAGCCCGCUCCAGCUGUCGUCGCCCUACGUGAACCCGCACUACCUCAAUAUCCCCAGCCCGUCGUACGGGGGGUAUAGCCCUGCGUCGAGCACCUAUGGCGACUUUGGCGACGCGUCUUCACUUGUCUACAGCGAUGCUGAAGACAACGGCUCCUACGGCGGUUACACGGCCACCUCACCAAUGCUGGGCGGUGCCAACACUUACGGCGUCGGGCCUUCGUAUCUGAGCACCACCCCGGAUUACCCCCCUCCUGAAAAUCGGUCUCCUUGGCUGCCAACUCAACACCCAACCUUCGCACCAUCGCCCUUCCCGAGUCCUGAGCAGCCAUUUCUCCCAGUUCCCGCGUCGCCCAGCUCCCAGUUCGUCACUGUGGUGACUCAAGAGGAGAGUAACUUGGCUUCCCACACCGUGCUCUCCGCGCCGCCAAGCGCCCAGGACAAGGGAGCAGGCAGGACCGCAUAGGGGACGCGACAUUCUCCCAUACCUGGCUACGAAGUUUACGACUCCCUUCUAAAUAUUUUCUUUUGCCAAGCACGCCGCUUGCUGCUUUCUUCGCCUCAACACAGACGCAAUUGUACACCACAAUCCUUUCAACGAUCACACACUCGGCUCGACAGCAGCGACUCCACGGCAUUCUCAUGACGUGUUACACUCCUUUACGACUGCGACGAUCU